Manduca sexta (tobacco hornworm) is the source of this 2373-nucleotide messenger RNA. RefSeq names its product transcription initiation factor TFIID subunit 7. NCBI's taxonomy places the organism in Eukaryota, Metazoa, Arthropoda, Insecta, Lepidoptera, Sphingidae. The transcript has a single exon. The record is from RefSeq and is a predicted model, not a curated record. Gene Ontology annotation, molecular function: RNA polymerase II general transcription initiation factor activity. The coding region runs from base 172 to 1389 and encodes 405 amino acids. Gene Ontology annotation, biological process: transcription initiation at RNA polymerase II promoter; RNA polymerase II preinitiation complex assembly. Gene Ontology annotation, cellular component: transcription factor TFIID complex.
UAUGCCCACCACUAUUAAGAUUAAUUAUCGAUUGAAAGUUCUGCUGAUUUCUGUACCUAUCUGCUUCUUUGCUAUCUGCUGAAUUAGCAUUUCGACAUCAUUGGAUUCAAUUUGUAAAAUAACUAUACAAGUAACUUGUGAUUCAUUAAUGUUGGUUGUUUAAACACCGAGAUGAUGAACAGAGAUAAACGAGAACCAGAAUAUCCAACUGAAUUGGAGUCGCAAUUUGUAUUGCGGCUUCCUGAAGAACCAGCAAAGACGCUCAGGGAAUUGUUAAAGUCAGGAGAUAGUUUAAAAAAUCGGCUCACCAUACAGAUGGAUAGUGACAUGAGGCACGGGCAGGUACGUUUAGAUCAUUGGCUAAUGCAUUCCAAAGUUGUAGACUUACCAACCAUCGUAGAGUCACUAAAGACUAUUGACAAUAAGAGCUUCUAUAAAGCUGCAGACAUUUGCCAAAUGAUGAUAUGCAAAGAUGAGCCCGAUCAACCAUCCACGGAGGAAGAGUCCCCAGCAAAGAACAAAAAGAAAGAUCCUUACAAAGUCGACAAGAAAUUUUUAUGGCCUCACGGAAUUACUCCACCAACAAAGAAUAUACGUAAGCGUCGCUUCAGGAAGACCCUAAAGAAGAAAUAUGUUGAAGCUCCAGAAAUCGAAAAGGAAGUAAAGCGGCUGCUGCGUGCAGAUAAUGAAGCAGUAAGCACAACAUGGGAGGUCAUAAAAGAAGAUGACGAACAAAACCCAAAACAAGAACUUGGUGCUGUUGCUCAUGUCAAACCCGAAAAGAAAACAAAAGCUGAACGCAAUGUAAAGCGUGAAUCAACAUCGGAUGCAACAAAUCCAGAAUCUUCAAAUGUUGUUGACAUAUUUGGAGGUGCAGUGAGCGAUAGUGACUUAGAGGAUGAAAACAUCAAUGUGGAAUUGGAAGACAGCCACCUGUCAGCAUAUGACAGCCGUCUGUCGGAUAACAGCUCCAUGCUAGGACUAGGCGAACCAUCAAGUAAACCUGACUCGCUGCCAAUAGAAUUUGACUCUGACAUGUUCCAUUCCCCACAAGGAGCUCACAGCAAAAAUUAUCCUAGGCACAGUCAUUCAGUGACAGCUGCUACAGCAAAUAACAUUAAAUGUGGUGGUAUUUCAUCGGAAGAAGAUGAAUACCAAUCUCGCGAUAUGUCCAAAGAAAAUAUGACAUUCCGCAUUGAACAACUUAAAGCUGAAGUAGAAGAAUUAAAGCAAAGAAGGCAAAGAACCCAGCAUGAAAUUGCAGGAAUGGAAAAUUUGGCCCUUCGUCAAAGAUUCCAGGAUAUAUUGCAUACAUUGAACCAAGAUAUUAUGUUUAAGGAAAUGGAAUACCAGGGCAUGCUCACGCUUCAAAACUCUGACGAUAUAUAACUCUAUCCUUUACAAAAGGUUUUGAGUCAAUUGGAAUUGUAAUAGAGCAAAGAGCAUGAAGUUGUCAGAAUGAUAACUUGAGCGAUUUGUCCACAUUUCCAAGAUAUUUUGCAUUCAUUGGAUUAACCCAUUAUUGACCAGUAAUGCAGAAUGAUCAGACACUUACCUUUCAACAUCUAGAAGAUGUUAACGUUCAGUGAACACUUUGGACAAUUUUGUAGACUAUAAGCUGUGGUAUAGGAUGGGUAUUAAUUAUAAUUAUAAACAUUUUUAUUAAAUUUAGCAAGUGAUAUGAAUACUAGUGAAUUGCAUAAUAUAUUAGAAGAGGUUCACCUUAUUCUCCCAUUAAGAAAUAAAAAAAGUAAUGUUUAUAAUUAUUAGAAUCAUUUUUAUUCAAUUUAAUAAUUAUAUUCAGGUUUAUGGUGUUCUUCAUAUUAUUAUGUUAUAGUAGAAAGAUUCACAUUAUUCGCAUAUUAAUAAAUAUUGCAAGUCAAUGCAACUAAUCAUGUCCACAAUUAUUAAGUACAUUAUAAUUCUAUUUGACAGAUAAUAUAGCUUUUGUGUGUUGAAUUACCUAUGUAGCAAUAGACUAUUACAUGUUAUAGUAUGCAGCUGCUGAACAUUAACCUUUAGUAAGUAAUGUUAUAAUUAUUAUAAUUAAACACUUAUUCAAUUCAAUAGAUAUAUUCUCUGUAGUAUGAUGUAUUAUUGAAAAAAUUUGCAUCAAUCUCAUAUUAAUAAAAUAUUGUAAUAAAAGUAAUUUGUCUAAAGUAAUCUAUAAUAUUUAUAAUUAUGAUUAUCCUGUUCUGUGAAAAAAUACAUUUUUUUUUCACCUUAUAUUAAUGGUGCUUAUAUAUCAUUAUUAAAGAUUUGAUCUUUCUAAAUCAAAAUAUUGUAUACAAAAAUAUUAUACACUUAUGGUAAUGUCCGAUAUACUUUUUUGUAGUAGUGUUUACUAAUUAAAUAAAAGGUUAAAAAUAGAAA